CCUGGCUGAGGGCGUCCCCACCCUGGGGGGAGCAGAGGACCAGCCCUGACCUAGCCCGGCCCAGCCCUGUCCUGCCCGGCCUGAGCGCCCCGCCCAGCAGCCGGCUCUGCGGCAGGGCCCGCCGGGGUCCGGGAGGCUCUCCUGGGGGACGAUACGGCUGCUGUUUGCUGCUGUGGUUGGUGCGGGGCAGCUGUCUCUUGAGUCAGAGCCAGCAUGGACAGGCCAUCUCCCCACCCGGGGCUUGGCAGGCUAAUCCAGCCCUCCUGAGGGAGGCAGAGUGCAGGUUCUAAUCCUGCCUUGCCAAGGCCAUGUUCCUCUACCUCUCUGAGCCUCACUUUCCCCAUUCCUGCCAGUGGGAUAGCUGGCCUUGUCCUGCCUUCCCUGGCCUGAUGGAGCCAGAGGUGUGAUUUUUUGUGUCCGCCCCAUCUCAUCUCCCCGGUGGGCAUGACUUGGCUGAGACUCUGGACAGCAGCUUCUAGAUCCCGCUUCUACCUGCCCUGAGAGUGGACAGGGUCACCAGGGAGGCCUGGGGAGAGACGGGCAAAGGGCGCGGGCGCCAUGGACAAGAUCUUGGAGGCGGUGGUGACGUCGUCAUACCCGGUCAGCGUGAAGCAGGGGCUGGUUCGGCGCGUGCUGGAGGCGGCGCGGCAGCCUCUGGAGCGUGAGCAGUGCCUGGCGCUGCUGGCGCUGGGCGCGCGCCUCUAUGUGGGCGGCGCGGAGGAGCUACCGCGCCGCGUGGGCUGCCAGCUGCUGCACGUGGCCGGCCGCCACCACCCCGACGUCUUCGCAGAGUUCUUCAGCGCGCGCCGCGUGCUGCGCCUGCUGCAGGGUGGCGCCGGCCCCCCGGGCCCCCGCGCGCUCGCCUGCGUGCAGCUGGGUCUGCAGCUGCUGCCCGAGGGGCCCGCGGCUGACGAGGUGUUCGCGCUGCUGCGGCGAGAGGUGCUGCGCACCGUGUGCGAGCGCCCGGGGCCCGCGGCCUGCGCGCAGGUGGCACGGCUGCUGGCGCGCCACCCGCGCUGUGUGCCCGACGGCCCCCACCGCCUACUCUUCUGUCAGCAACUGGUGCGUUGCCUCGGCCGCUUCCGCUGCCCAGCCGAGGGCGAGGAGGGCGCCGUGGAGUUCCUGGAGCAGGCCCAGCAGGUGAGCGGGCUCCUGGCGCAGUUGUGGCGCGCACAGCCCGCCGCCAUCCUUCCCUGCCUCAAAGAGCUGUUCGCGGUCAUCUCCUGCACAGAGGAGGAGCCACCAUCUAGUGCCUUGGCCAGCGUGGUCCAGCACCUCCCAUUGGAGCUCAUGGAUGGUGUUGUCCGGAACCUCAGCAAUGAUGACAGUGUGACGGACUCGCAGAUGCUGACUGCCAUCAGCAGGAUGAUUGACUGGGUGUCCUGGCCCCUGGGGAAGAACAUUGACAAGUGGAUCAUUGCACUGCUGAAGGGCCUGGCUGCUGUUAAGAAGUUCAGCAUCUUGAUCGAGGUUUCGCUCACCAAAAUUGAGAAGGUUUUCUCUAAGCUGCUGUACCCCAUCGUCCGGGGAGCUGCCCUGUCUGUGCUCAAGUACAUGCUCCUGACCUUCCAGCACUCCCACGAAGCCUUCCAUCUGCUCCUCCCUCACAUCCCCCGCAUGGUGGCCUCUCUGGUCAAGGAGGACUCGAACUCGGGGACCAGCUGCCUGGAGCAGCUGUCAGAGCUGGUCCACUGCAUGGUGUUCCGGUUCCCGGGCUUCCCGGAUCUGUAUGAGCCUGUCAUGGAGGCCAUCAAGGACCUCCAUGUUCCCAAUGAGGACCGCAUCAAGCAGCUGCUAGGGCAGGAUGCCUGGACUUCGCAGAAGAGCGAGCUGGCAGGUUUCUAUCCCCGGCUCAUGGCCAAGUCAGACACAGGCAAGAUUGGUCUCAUCAACCUGGGCAACACGUGCUACGUCAACAGCAUCCUUCAGGCCUUGUUCAUGGCAUCUGACUUCAGACACUGUGUGCUCCGCUUGACUGAGAACAACUCACAGCCGCUGAUGACCAAGCUGCAGUGGCUCUUUGGCUUCCUAGAGCACAGCCAGCGGCCUGCCAUUUCCCCAGAGAACUUCCUUUCUGCAUCCUGGACGCCCUGGUUCAGCCCUGGCACCCAGCAGGACUGCUCGGAGUAUCUGAAGUACCUGCUGGAUCGGCUGCACGAAGAGGAGAAAACAGGCACAAGGAUCUGCCAGAAACUCAAGCAGUCCAGCUCGCCCUCCCUGCCCGAGGAGCCGCCGGCCCCAAGUUCAACCUCUGUGGAGAAAAUGUUUGGAGGCAAGAUAGUGACUCGAAUCUGCUGUCUCUGCUGCCUCAACAUCUCCUCCCGGGAGGAGGCCUUCACGGACCUCUCUCUCGCCUUUCCUCCUCCUGAGCGCUGUCGCCGCCGCCGCCUGGGCUCUGUGAUGCGCCCUCCAGGAGACAUCACAGCCCAGGAGUUGCUCCCAACAGCCAGUGCACAGGGGCCAGGCAGGGUGGGUCCUCGGAGGCAAAGGAAACACUGCAUCACAGGGGACACCCCUCCCACCAGCCUGGACAUUGAAGGCCUGGACUCCAAGGAAGCUGGUGGGCAGAGCAGUCAGGAGGAAAAGGUAGAGAGGGAUGAAGAAGGGAAGGAGGAGGGAACGGAGAAGGAAGAAGCGGGGGAGGAGGAGGAGGAAAGCACCAGAGGGGAGGAAGAGAGGGAGAAAGAGGAGGAGGUGGAAGAGAAGGUGGAGAAGGAGACAGAAAAGGAGGCUGAGCAGGAAAAGGAAGAAGACAGCCUGGGAGCGGGGAGCCACGUGGAUGCUGCCAUCCCCUCCGGGGAGCAGAUGUGUGGCUCUGAGGGCUCCCGCUCUGUCCUGGACCUGGUCAACUACUUCCUGUCCCCUGAGAAGCUGACAGCAGAAAACCGCUACUACUGCGAGUCGUGUGCCUCCUUGCAGGAUGCCGAGAAGGUGGUGGAGCUGAGCCAAGGGCCGCGCUACCUCAUCCUCACACUGCUGCGCUUCUCCUUUGACCUGCGCACCAUGCGGCGCCGCAAGAUCCUGGAUGACGUCUCCAUCCCCCUGCUGCUCCGCCUACCACUGGCUGGUGGCCGGGGCCAGGCCUAUGACCUCUGCAGCGUUGUGGUACACUCUGGAGUGUCUUCGGAGAGUGGUCACUACUACUGCUAUGCCCGCGAGGGCGCUGCCCGCCCUGCCCCUUCUCUGGGAACUGCCGAUAGGCCAGAGCCCGAGAACCAGUGGUACCUGUUCAAUGACACUAGGGUGUCCUUCUCUUCCUUCGAAUCUGUCAGCAACGUCACCUCCUUCUUCCCCAAGGACACAGCCUAUGUGCUCUUUUACCGGCAGCGGCCCAGGGAAGGGCCCGAGGCUGAGUCGGGCUCUUCUAGAGUCCGGACAGAGCCCACCCUGCACAAGGACUUGAUGGAAGCCAUUUCCAAAGACAACAUCCUUUACCUACAGGAGCAGGAGAAGGAGGCCCGGAGCAGGGCGGCCUACAUCUCUGCACUCCCCACAUCUCCGCACUGGGGGAGGGGCUUUGAUGAAGACAAGGAUGAGGAUGAAGGCUCUCCAGGGGGCUGCAAUCCUGCAGGUGGUAAUGGUGGUGACUUCCACAGACUGGUCUUCUGAUGUGAACCUGCUGCCAACCCAACCCCUUCCCUCCAGGAGCCAGGUGGGGCCUGAAGGAGGCUGUGGAGGCAGGCUCAGUCCUGUAGUAGGCCUGAUGGUACAGCUCAUGGCACCUUAGUCCUCAGCCUGAUGAAGGAUACACAGAGACUCUCAGAUACGGAAGUGAGACCUAAGUCCCUCUCACAGAGAUACGGAAGUGAGACCUAAGUCCCUCUCACAGGGGAUCAGUCCCAUUAAGAUUUUACACCCAAGUGUCCUGGUUACCUUGAAGCAGCUGAGAUGGGCACACGCGGGUCUUUGCCUCCCCCUCCCUCCCCAGCAGGCUCCCCAUGCUGGAAGAGCUGAUGUUCAGGAAACAGGGCUGGACCUCAGCUCUAAUGUUUUGACAUCAAGUACUAUUUUCCUUCUGACUGCUCUACAGUAUAAAGCACAGCAGGAUCCAAGCCUUGCACAAAGAAGGGGGCAGUGGUACCUCUGGCUGUCCUCUUGUUUCUCAUAUGGGGGUACCUGCACUGUCUGUACCUUUCUGAAAAGAUCAGGUGGGAGGCAGCAGGGCCCCGGAUCAGAGACCGAGAACUGCCCCCUUACCAAGCACCACUGCAUGGUGGUGGGCCUAGUUCCUCAUAGCAGGAGGCCUUUGCCCCCACAUCCCCUCCGCCCCAGCCUGCCUCAGUGCCUGAGAAGCCACCACUUGCAUCCCCCUCUCCUGGUUAAGGUAGAGUCCUUAUUUUACUGCAGAGGUGUUCCAUGUUCCUCAUGAAGUGUGGUCUCUUCUGAGGAAGCUAGUGGGCUCCUCUGAUCAGUUGGCCUUUGUAGCUGUGAGAGCAGCCACCUGCAGGUUGGGUGAAGUGCCCUGACACUGCUGUAGCCCCUUCUAACCGAAGAGAAGAUACCCAUGUUCUUAAAUAAAUAAAACUAGGUUCUCUGAAGCCUAGAAA
Molecule: messenger RNA, 4547 nt
Organism: Chlorocebus sabaeus (green monkey)
Lineage: Eukaryota; Metazoa; Chordata; Mammalia; Primates; Cercopithecidae
Gene: USP35
Product: ubiquitin specific peptidase 35
Biological process (GO): protein deubiquitination
Cellular component (GO): cytosol; nucleus
Molecular function (GO): cysteine-type deubiquitinase activity
Source: RefSeq, a predicted model, not a curated record